Labrus mixtus (cuckoo wrasse) is the source of this 1078-nucleotide messenger RNA. Its product is annotated as interferon-induced protein 44-like. The transcript has 6 exons. Lineage: Eukaryota; Metazoa; Chordata; Actinopteri; Labriformes; Labridae. Bases 53 to 910 code for a protein of 285 amino acids. The record is from RefSeq and is a predicted model, not a curated record.
AACUCUUGAUCUCUCUCCAGUUCAACAGAAGUUGGAGACACCAUGGAGAGACAUGAAGUGGACUGAAGAGCAGAAGACAAGUCUGAUGGAGACCAUCAGCUCCUACAGACCGAGGUGUGGGGAGGGGACUCAGGCUCGGGUGCUGCUCCUGGGACCUCUCGGUUCAGGAAAGUCCAGCUUUGUCAGUUCGGUUCAGUCUGCGUUUAAUGGAAGAGUAACGAACCGGGCCAUGGUGGGCUCCUCCUCUUCCAGCUUCACCAAGAAGCUGAAGUUGUUCAACAUCCGUGAUCAGAAGGGAGAGGAUCCUACUGGACUGGUUCUGUGUGAUGCUAUGGGCCUAGGAGAUGGAGAGAUGACGGGCCUGACGCUCCAUGACGUCCUGUCCAUCAUCAAAGGUCAUGUACCCGAGGGACACAAGUUCAGCCCAGACCAGCCGGUGAGGUCUGAGACUGUGGGCUAUGUGAAACGGCCCAGCAUCAAAGAUAAGAUCCAUUGUGUUGUUUUUGUGGUGGACGCCUCUAAAGUCCUGACCUACCCCAAAGGCCUCAGCACCACCUUCCAGCAGCUCCGAGAGCACAUCAGUGACCUGGGUGUUCACCAGGUGGCUCUACUCACCCACGUAGACUAUAUUUGUACAGAAACGGCCAAAGAUGUCACCAAGGUUUACGAAAGCAGAGUCAUCAAGGACAUGAUGGCUAAAGCUGGAGCUCUGUUGGGUAUGUCCACCUCCUACAUCGUCCCAGUGAAGAACUACUCAUCAGAGUUGGAUGUGGAUGCUAACACUGAUGUGCUUCUGCUAAGUGCUGUGGACCACAUCCUGCAGUAUGCUGAUCUGUAUUUCCAGGACAAUACACCACAGAACAUCCAGCCAAAGUUCGACUUACAACCAGGGUUCAGUCUCAUCCACUAAUGAGUUGGUGCAGCAACUUUAAUUUAAAGGACCUUUAUGUUGGAUUGAAACCUUAAUGACAUCACUGGUCCUGGUGUUGAUAUCUAAUUUACACUUUGUUUUUACCUUGUGUGUUAUGUCUACUGUUUUGGCAAAAAGCUUGCAGCAUUAACCAAUUCACUUAUACUU